AUGUCUCAUACUACCCUCCGGAGCGCUUUGCCCAAACGAAAGGCCAAUGGAGAUUCUUUCACCGAUGCCGACCAACAACGUGACGAAACUGUCAAGACCGACCAUCAACCUGACAACACUGCUGACCACACUGUCGACGCCGACCAACAAGCCAUGCCUUCCUUUUCUGUCCCUGACGAUCAUAAAACGUUGAAGAUAAAGGUCAUCGACGCCACCUACAUCAUCCCUAACAAGAUUAUGGAGGUUAAUUAUGAUGAUACCGUUGCGAAUCUCAAAGCCCUGAUCAUUCUCUCAUUCCUUAAGGAGAUAACGCUUAACCCUCUCAGAAUCCGUCUGACUUUCAAUUCGAACAAUGUUCGUGCUUCCACCUCGCCUCAGGGACGAAGAUCGCAUGGUCAUUUGUGGAUCCGUGAAAACACGCGACUUAAGCAUUACUUUGGACGUGAGCGUGAUUACCGUCUGGAUUAUGAGGAUGAUGUGAAAGUCCAUGUUGAAGUCCGGAUCCUCCCAUCUCUCAUGUAG
This is a messenger RNA of Linnemannia hyalina, 522 nucleotides long. The record is from the annotation of a GenBank genome assembly. NCBI's taxonomy places the organism in Eukaryota, Fungi, Mortierellomycota, Mortierellomycetes, Mortierellales, Mortierellaceae.